CUUUUCGACGGAUUUUCAGCAGAAAAAGAAAUUCAGAUUAACACACAUCGCAUAUUCAAUUCGAAUCCGACUCUACUAUUAUGCAAUUUAUAAAUCCAGUCAAAAUUUAGGCGAAAUGAAGACAAUAUUAAGCAACAUUCUCGUAUUUAGCUAUUUUUCUUCUUCUAAUUUUACUGCUUCUAGAAUUUGUCUUCAUUGGUUUCCCCCCAGUGUGGAAGAAAUGGAGGCGAUCAGGCCGUGAGCGGAAACGAGGCCUGAUGUAUCGAGCGAGGUUACAUUUUAAACUUUUAAGUUGUUGUUGCUAUUUUGCGAGGCGGUUUGAGGGAGAAAGUAGUUCAGAUUUGGUAGUAAAUAUAUCGAUUGUUUUCGCAUUAUUAAGGAUAAUGGCACACAAUCUAUCACAUUGGCUAGAUAAGGUAUCCAGUGAUAUCUCCAAAGCACGAGAACUAUCAGAUGUUGCAUCGAAAAACGACCCAGAAACUAAUCCAUACAAGUCGAAGUAUGAAGCAAGGAAGAUUCUAAAAGAUGUUCUCGCAGACCUGGAAGAGCAAAAUGAUGUCGGGCAGAUAAGAGAGGGAGAUGAUGCUGAUGAUCGUGGAGUUAAAUGGGAUUCAGAAGAAGAAUGCAUCAGAAAACCUUUGCAGCCAGCAGUUUAUUUUGCUGCCUUGGAGUACGAAUUGGCUGUGAACUUUGUUGAAACUGAGGAAAUACCAACAGGAGAGGAGCAUUUUGACUCUAGUUUGAACUAUCUGAAGAAUUUUAACCCUCACAGUCCAUGUGUCAUAAGCCUUAUGAUUGCAGUGAAGUGCCAGCAAGGCAUUCUAUGGUCAAACAGGUCAGAUCACACCAAGGCAUUGAUCUUUAUUCAGGAAGCAGAAGCUCUAUAUGAAAAAUACAAGGCAUCAGUGGGUAAUGCACCUCUAUUUUAUAAAGAUAUUUUAGUUAUGAAUGAACAAAAGGAUGCAUCGACACCCAAAGAAAGAGAAUCAGAGUUUGAGAAGCAGCAUACUCUUACACUCUACUACAUAGCACAAUCGUACAGUAAUCUUGGCAAGAGAGAGGAAUCUGGCAAGUAUUGUCACAUCACCCUCUUGCGACAGAUGGAAACAGCACAAUAUGACCCUCAAGACUGGGCACUAAACUGUGCCACUUUGGGGCAAUACUAUAUAACAAAAGAUAAGUAUAAUUUCUCAAGAUACUGUUUAGCUUGUGCAUCAAGAAUUGGAGAAGAGGCAUUGUCAAAAUUCAACCCUGAGAAUUAUGAGGAAGGAGAGAGACAAAGGGCAGAGGAUAAAGUACAUAAGAUGGAAGCAGAUAUCGCAAGAUGCUGGGCAAAGUAUUGUCUUAAUCUGCUAAUAGCUUCCCAUGAGUUCAAGAUUGAAAAUUCUGAUGAAUCUGGUAUGGUGGCGCAACCUUCUAAUGCUAGUGAAGAUUCAUCCUCUGAAGAUGAUUUGAAGCAUCUAAGAUUCAAAGGCAUUGAGGUCACAUCCCUUGAAGAAGAAGUUACUGAUAAACUGGUAAAAACAUAUGAUGAAGCUAGGAAUGUUUUUCUUUGUGGACAAAAGUGGUUACAAAAAGCAAAAGAAUUUUAUAUUUUUGAUGGAUAUGUUUCAGAUUUUGUGGAGAUAAACCAAGAUUUAAGCCAACUUUUCAAAUACCUAGCAUUUUUUGAUGACAGUUUUGAAAGAAGAUGCAAAAUGCAUAAACGGAGAAUCGACCUGUUAAAUGCACCACUUAUUGAGCUAAACCCAAAGCACUUUCUCCAGAUUUGCAGGCAGUUGACAUUUGAAAUUGCAGAAAUUUAUUCAUUCAUGGCAGAUUUGAAAAAGGCCAUAUUGGAGCAGGAACCCUCAAGACUUAGUGCUGAGAGUGUAAAUAAAUUUAACAGGUUGCUUGCACAAGGGAUAAAAUAUUAUCAAGGAUUUAUUGAUUCUUAUAUACAUAUGGACAAGCAACCUGAAAAAUAUGAAGAUGAUGCUGUUAGAGGUGUCCUUCUUUCUCAUUUUUACAUGGCAAGACUGCAUUCAAAAUAUUUAUCACCAGACAAGAGAAUAAAAGCAGAGUAUUUACAGAAGGAAAAAGAUUUGUAUGAAGCAAUUGUCAAGUAUUGUGAUAGCCAUCCAGACAUGCCCAAUGUGUUUGAGGAGGAACUCUCAUUGAGUAGAGAAAUGAUUUCCCUUUUCCCUGCAAAACUUAAUCAACUGCUUGACUCUUAAAAGUGGAGGUACUUCAGACAAAGCUCACAUGAUGUUUAUUGAAAUCUAAGAUUGACAAUCCUGACUAGUCUAAUUUUUAAAACAAACGCUUAACUUGCUUAAAUUUAUUCUGCAUGAUAUGCUUUGCUAUCACUUUUAAUUCUGCAUUUUUGAUGUGGUGUUUCACCAUUAAAGGUACUAUGGCUAACAAUACUGCCCUCUUUGGUUAAGCUUCUGGUUACAAGCCUUGAAAAAAUAUCAAAUAGAUUUCAAAUGGUGAUGGUUGGUUGGUUGGUUGUUUGGUUGGUUGAAGUGGUUGACUGGUUGGUUGGUAUGGUUGGUUGGUUGGAUAGUUGGUUGACACCUCAGCUACAGUAUCUUUUGCUUUGUACUUUGUGCAUAAUUAAUGAGAAGUUAUCUGUAUGGGUUUUUAUUUUUGUCUACACAUAUGUAAUGUUUGUUAUAAGUAAAUUUGUAGUUGUGUUCUGGGGGUACCCAAAUUUUCAAAUGACACGCUGUCAAGAGAAUAAACAGACUGUCAUCUGCAGUAAUCCUAAACAUGCUGGAAGUACAGUAGUACUUUGUACCAGAUAAAUUUAGCUGAGCAAUCAAUUUCAGUCAAUAAAUUGAUUUAUCAGAUAAAAAAUACUUGAGUUUAUUUUUUGUGUCAUUUAUCAAAAGGCCAGGCAAAUUACGAUUUGCUUAGCUUUUCAUACUUAAAAAUUCAUUUGUGAAUUGGCAACCUGCUAUGUAUUAUAUAAAGUCAGUCAACCAUUGUACCUGAAACCUAACAGUAAAAAGAAAUACAGUAUCUUUUGCAGACAAGAAGCAAGGUUGCUCUUUGUGUGUAAUUAUUUGUUGUUUUUUUCAGAUGGAGAUCAAAUUUAGCUCUAAUAAAGCAACCCGCCUAAUCAAUUUCAAAUAUUUUAGGUCACAACUUUUUUGGAGAAAAUUGAGAGGGACAAUAUUAAAACAUAAGCUGUUUUUCCAUCUACGUUGCAUCUGCAGGUGGCCCAUUCCUGUUUUUAAUUUGUCUCGUGAGCAGGGUCACUUUUAACUGUUAGCUCUAGUUCAUUGGGUAGUAAAAGAGAACAAAGUGACUUGAGGCUAUUAGAAUCAAAAGUUGCUUGGGUAGAGCUGUUGUGCUGCAAGUCUUCUUGACAAUGUGAAAGCUGAUAGGCAGCUCUUCGUUAAAAAGAAUUCGAGAAUUGAAUUAGGGAAGGUCUAACAUUCAGGGCCUGCCAAUAUGAUAGAGGGUACUCUGGCAAUAAGUCUUCUCAUAACUCAGAUGCUUGUACCUAAAUCCAAAAUGUCAAACAAAACUAAUAGAAUUCAACGUGACAGACCAUUAAACAGGAGGGUAGGGUUGACAAGAAAAUGAGAAACAUUAAAUUCCAACGGAUGAUUGCAAAAAUAGAGUAGUAGAUAUAGAAAAUGAGCUGCAAAAUUCCCGAUAGACUCUGAAGAAAAGAAAAGGAAGAAUGCCACAAAAAGGAUUUUUUAUGUUUCUUCUCUUAUGCUAAAAGCAGUCUACUCUUAGGUGUCUAAUUGCCGCCCCUCCCGCUAAUUAAUUUUUGAAAAUUUUCACAACCCCUCCUCCGCUCUUAUUAAUAACUGUAGUGAAAAAAAUCAAAACUUCUGCGAUUUAUUUACCCCGUAUAUUUUUUAACUAAAAGCCACUUAUCAAAAGGCAAGAAGAAGAUCGAUUGCAAACAAAUAAAGAGGGAACUCAAUGAGCUCUACACAAGAACAGAACGAUGGGCUACCACUUCUUCAAGCUGCUGCUUCAAAUGAAGUGGAAGAAUCGCAUAUUUCGGUGUCUAUUGACACAGAUUGUUUCACAACCAUAGCAAUGCCUCAAACUGGAGAGUAUUGGGAGGUAAAAUAUGGUUCACGUACAAUGUUUGUAAUUGUAAUGAAAGCUAAUCCUUUAUCAGUGUGUUAUUUUGAAUCAUGCAGCAGAAACAAUUCAUUUCGCCUUAAUGUUUUGAAGGCACGAAGUUUGAAGUAUGCUUAGAAGACUUGGUGCGCAAGUUACCCGAGCCCAUAAUAAUUCCUAUCGGCAAAAACUGUUGUUUUAUCAAUUUUCUUAGCUUAUAAACUUUUUGCAUAAUCAUUUGUUCUGUCGAUAUGGUUUCUGUAAAAAACUGAUUUUAAGUGCAUUUCGAGUAUUCAGUAUAUGUAACUUCAAAAUUUAGACCCCCCGUUAAUUGGAACCCCCACCAGUUAAUUUUGAACAUAAAAUCCGACCUCCCCCGUUAAUUCUGACCCUCACGGCCAAUAAGCACCUAAGAGUAAAUUGAAACCCGAUGUUGGGCCUCUGAAGGAAAAUUGAUACACGAUAACUCUGAUGUGGCCGAAUCAUUUGCAACGCAAUUUUCUUUAGUUUCCAUUCAUCUGAUCAGGAUUUGCUAAAAAUUCAGCCAACAUUAUUUUGAAAUACAUGACAUUUUCUGUUCGGGAGAUGAAUCAUGCCCGUCUUCCAGACAUGCACUAGCCCCCACUAUAGGGUCAUUGCACCUGCGCAUUAUCACUUGAAGCCCUGAGGGGGAGGGGGGGAGGUGUGUGGUCCCAGACAAAACUGCUUUGUGGAUACUGUUAUGAAUGCACCUGUGCUAUGACCCUGCAACACUGAUUGGUUUAAGACGGUAUUGUUUCGAAACAAAGGACUGAAGGUUUUGUCUCCGGAACAAAUUUACCUGACUAAUGACAACUUUUUUAAAGGACUAAGUGA
Messenger RNA from Rhopilema esculentum, 4929 nucleotides. RefSeq names its product KIF-binding protein. The record is from RefSeq and is a predicted model, not a curated record. NCBI's taxonomy places the organism in Eukaryota, Metazoa, Cnidaria, Scyphozoa, Rhizostomeae, Rhizostomatidae. Gene Ontology annotation, molecular function: protein binding. Gene Ontology annotation, biological process: microtubule cytoskeleton organization; neuron projection maintenance; central nervous system projection neuron axonogenesis.